Messenger RNA from Danaus chrysippus (African queen), 876 nucleotides. The record is from the annotation of a GenBank genome assembly. NCBI's taxonomy places the organism in Eukaryota, Metazoa, Arthropoda, Insecta, Lepidoptera, Nymphalidae.
AUGACAGAUAGAUUCUCAGAAUCACAGAUGUUGCGUCUCGUAGAAGUAUAUCGAGAUUACGAGUGCUUAUGGAAUAUGUGGAGUGAUCUGUAUAAGAAUAGGGAGGCACGGCAGAUCGCGUACAUGGAAAUAUAUAGGCGCCUCAAUAUUCCUGGCCUCGAACUAAAAGACAUACCAAAGAAAAUUAAAAAUUUAAGAUCCUCAUACUGUCAAGAAUUAAAAAGGAUGGAAAAUAGUAUCCGGCAAGGAAAUACUGGAGAAUCUCUUUAUGAACCAAGAGUUUCCUGGUUUUCCCUUGCAGAAAGUUAUUUAAAGCCAUUCAUAAAGAGACAUGAAUUAAUCGCGCCUGAUCCAUCAGUAAUUCCAGCAGGAGAGAUGACCUCAUAUGGUCACAGCCAGACGAAUGUUAAUUAUGGUAGUAAAGAAGAAUUACUUGCGGAGAGUUUGAGAAGAAAAGAGAUAAAACGCGAAGAUGAAUCAGAAGAAGAAUCUUUCAAUGAAGAAAAUACUAAGAAUAUCAAAAGAUGCAGUUAUGAAAACACACAAACAUUUAAGAAUAACGGAAUUUCUUCAGGCUUUUCACUUAGCAAGAACGAACACAAUAUCAGUCAAGUCUUAGCCAAAAUUGAAAAAAUUGCUAACAAUAUCACAAAAUGUGCUGAAACCUUUAGCAAAACUAAAGAAGACGAGUUUGACAUCUUCGGUCGCUAUAUAGCUAAGACUCUACGUUCUUUGCCAAAGGAAUUAUCAAUUGCUGCAAAAUUAGCAAUUCAAAAAUCUGUAUCAGAUAUACAAAUAAAGGCAGUUAGAAAAGAAAAAAUUAGAUCAGAAUCAUAUGGUUUUUCAACUACAACAGAAACGGAUGAAUUGAAAUAA